Pteronotus mesoamericanus is the source of this 6193-nucleotide messenger RNA. It is a transcript of the gene ZKSCAN2, whose product is annotated as zinc finger with KRAB and SCAN domains 2. Bases 701 to 3583 code for a protein of 960 amino acids. The record is from RefSeq and is a predicted model, not a curated record. Gene Ontology annotation, biological process: regulation of DNA-templated transcription. Gene Ontology annotation, cellular component: nucleus. NCBI's taxonomy places the organism in Eukaryota, Metazoa, Chordata, Mammalia, Chiroptera, Mormoopidae. The transcript has 7 exons.
GGGAGGAGUGGACGCGGCCGGGUGUGGGGAUUCAACAUCCGCCCCUUGAGAGGCUUGACUUGGUCCCCGCAGCUGUUCUCCUCUCAGAGGCGGAACCGCUUCGCGGCCUUUCCUGGGCGUGCGGAGGUUUCGUGAGGACGGCCAAGCUGCCUAGGGCCCGGAAACUCGGCGCUGGCCCCAGACACCGCCGACCGGCACCGACCGCCGCAGCGGCCUGGGCGCGCCUCCGUCCCCGAGCCUAGAACCCGGGGCCGGGCGGGGCCCCCACAUCCGGCGCCUUCCACAGGGGUCCUCGACUCACCCCUACCCGACCUUGAGUGUCCGACGCAGUCCCUCCGGGCAUGGCUUUGUGCCCCCGCCCACCACCCUUCCCUCAGUCCCUUUGAUUUUUCUCCCAGCCCUCCAGCCUCGCCACGUCCUCCACGGCGCUAAAAGAAAUGCAACCUGAACAGCCACAUCGCGGAAACACAUCUUAUUCGGAGAGAAGGCCCAGUUUGGGGACUUCAGGGUACACAUUUACCGUUUCGACUGUCGAGGGUAUUUGAUUAAUUUGGUUAAUCAACCUGGAGUACCUGUCCGGCUGACACUGCCGUAUUCCCUCCCGACCUCCUCACGUGUCCAUGAAGCAGGUUGCUCUAAGAGGUGUGGUUUAUUUGAGUCUACUUUGAGCUGGACGUGAGGCUGACCCCUGAGUGGGAGCAUGGACUCUCAGACGGACGCUCCCCUGGAGGUUGAGGGGUGCCUGAUAAUGAAGGUGGAGCAGAACCCCGGGUGGGCAUCAGAGCUGGGUCUGGAAGGACCGGGGAGCUCAGAAUCUGAGACCUUUCGCAAAUACUUUCGGCAUUUUUGUUAUGAGGAUGUGAGCGGACCCCACGAAGCUUUCAGUAAACUCUGGGAACUUUGCUGCCAGUGGCUGAAGCCAGAAAUGCGUUCCAAGGAGCAGAUCCUUGAGUUGCUGGUCGUUGAGCAGUUUCUCACCAUUUUACCGGAGAAGAUUCAGGCGUGGGCACGGAACCAGUGUCCGGAAAGUGGCGAGGAGGCCGUGGCCCUGGUGAUACAUUUGGAGAAAGAGGCUGGAAGACUUAGACAGCAGGUUUGCAGUCCUGUGCACUCAGAGAAGCAAGCCCCACUUGGAGCAGUAUGGGAUGUGGCAGGCUUUCAACCAGAGACCCAACCCAAAAUGAUGUCUCGGGAAGAAGCUGGAAACCUACACCCAGGACACCAGGAGGAACUGAACCCAAAGAGAGAACAUCGGCCCUUACCUAAGAAUGCUCAGCUUUCUCCCUGGGUUCCCAUCCCUGCUGAAGAAUGGAACACCAUAGAUCAGGGAGUAACAAAAAUGAAACUUCCUGUUGGGUCUCAGGGGCCAGUGAAAGAUGUCCACAUGAUGAGAGGUUUUUCCUACAAAAAGACUAUGCAUCAGAUUCCUGCUCACAGAGAUGUCUAUCAGAGUAUUGGAGAAGAGAGUGUUGGGAGCAUAGUCUCCCUGGGAAGUGCAGUAUCUACUUCUAACAAGGUAGCUCAGGUGGAGCAAAGAAAGGAGCCAUGGACUGUAGGUCUACAUUCCUCUAAUAAAAGGAGUAUUCUACGAAGCAGCUACAUCAAGGAAAAGUCAGUUCAUACUAUUCAGAUUCCUGCAAGGAGUGCAGGAAAGAUGUGGAGAGAGCAACAACAGUGGGGCUUAGAAGAUGAAAAGAUAGCAGGUGUGCAUUGGAGCUAUGAGGAAACAAAGACUUUUCUUGCAAUUCUCAAAGAGUCCCGAUUUUAUGAAACACUUCAGGCUUGUCCCAGAAACAGCCAAGUGUAUGGUGCUGUAGCUGAAUGGCUGCGAGAGUGUGGCUUCCUCCGAACCCCAGAACAAUGUCGGACUAAGUUCAAAAGUCUCCAGAAGAGCUACCGAAAAGUGAGAAAUGGCCACGUGCUUGAGCCCUGUGCCUUCUUUGAGGAUAUGGACGCAUUGUUGAACCCUGCAGCCCAUGCAUCAUCUACUGACAAGCCAAAGGAGACUGUGUCUCUCCCUAGACUAAAAGGAAUUGGUAUCAGUGCUAAAGAACAGAUCAGUUUGAUAGAGGAAGAAGCCACAGAAGAAUCUGAUGGUGAGGAAAUGGGCAUCCAGUUUACCCAGAAGGCUGAGAUUCGUGGUAACCCCGUCAUGUUUCAGAACCUGAGUGGUGUACACUGGGGCUAUGAGGAGACCAAGACUUUUCUUGACAUCCUCCACGAGACUCGGUUUUAUGAAGCACUUCAGUCUUGUCAUAGGAAAAGCAAAUUGUACGGGGCUGUGGCUGAACAACUGCGGGAAUGUGGGUUCCUCCGGACACCAGAACAAUGCAGGACCAAGUUCAAAAGCCUUCAGAAAAGCUACCGCAAAGUGAAAAAUGGUCAUGUGUUAGAGUCCUGUGCUUUCUACAAGGAAAUGGAUGCCCUAAUAAACUCUCAGGCAUCCAUCCCCUCUACCAACACCCCAGAAGAAGUCCUACCACUCUCAAGGCAAGAAAGAGAGGAUAUUGAUAUUGAACCCCAGGAAAAUACAGGCUGGGAACCUGAAGAACCCUCACAAGAGGCAAUAGUAGAGGAUUCUGGCAGUGAGAGAAUGAGUGAGGAGGAAGUUGUACAAGAGUCAGAAUUCCAGGGACCUCCAGGUCUACUGCAAAGCCCAAGUGAUUUUGAAAUUAGAGCCAGUAUCAAGGAGGAUGCAAUGCAGAUAAUAUUUAAGGAUACAGAGCAGCACAGGCCAUUAAUAGAAAAGUCCAAAAGGGUUGUUUCCCAGAAUACUAAUUCAGGUAAAUAUCAUGAAAAGGAAUGCAUCUCAGGAAGACAAUGGGAAAACCGUCAAGGAAUCAGACAGGGAAAGCCGAUGUCUCAGCCUAGAGAUUUAGGGAAAGCUGUAGUGCAUCAGAGGCCUUUCAUGGGAAAGAGGCCCUACAGACUUCUCAAGUAUGGAGAAAGCUUUGGAAGGAGUACUCGUCUUCUGUGCCGGAUAACCCACCAGAAGGAAAACCCUUAUAAGUGUAGUGUCUGUGGGAAGUGCUUUGGUAGAAGCAGAAGCCUAAUCAGACACCAAAGAAUCCACACGGGAGAAAAACCUUUUCAAUGUUUUGACUGUGGGAAAAGCUUUAAUGAUUCCUCAAACUUUGGUGCUCACCAGAGAAUCCACACGGGGGAGAAGCCCUACAGCUGUGGAGAGUGUGGAAAGUGCUUUAGUCAGAGCUCAAGUCUCAUCAUACAUCAGAGAACCCACACAGGUGAGAAACCCUAUCAGUGUGGAGAAUGUGGGAAAAGCUUCACCAACAGUUCUCAUUUCAGUGCCCACCGCAGGGUCCACACUGGUGAGAAUCUCUAUAAAUGCAUGGAUUGUGAAAAGAGUUUCCAUAACUGUACACGAUUUCGAGAACAUCGGAGAGUGCACACUGGAGAAAAGGUCUAUGGGUAUGCCCACUCUGGUAAACAUUUCAGUAAGAGUUCUGUUCUGACCAAACAUCGGGAGGUCCAUGUGAAAGAAAAGCUGCCACAUCCUCCAUCCAUGUAUUCCCCAGAGAACCCACAUAAGGGGAGGACUGAUGACUUCAGGAAGACUUUUUGAUGAUGAUCUCUUCCUCAUGCCCCUUUAGCAACCCUACCCUGAUCUCACUCAUGGGAUCUUUUCUUAGCUAUAAAGUAUAAUUUCCAAGAUAAGCUUAAAAAUAUAAAUAAGUUAAAGACUUGGAUCCUGUUCUCAUCUCUGCCUCUAACUUGACCAGACCAUUCCUCUCCUUUUAUGUGUCUCAGCUUCUCCUUUAAAUAAAGUGGAGAACAUAAAUUGUCUGAGUUAAAAAUGGAGCUCUCUUCAGUAUGUCAAGUCUAUUGCUAUGGGAUUGCUAUGUCCAGCAACAUUUAAGAUCCUCCUGUGUAGGUGAGAGUUGUUUUCAAGGAAGUGAAAAAUGCUGAAAGGUUUUUUUGUUAUCUGCCAUAUGAGAUCCUGGAUGCAGCUAAACCACAGAGUUUCAUGUUUGGGUAGGACUUUCAGGAGUCUGGUCAGAACUAUAUCAAGUCCAUUUUCAUUUUGAAGAUAUCACAAAGGAGACUGAAGAUUUUGUAGCUUCCAUCAGAAGUCUGUUGCAGUGUAUCUUUUUUUGUAUCAAGAAGUUGAUCCAAAUAGCUAGGGUAGAAUACCUGUGUUGUCCCUGAAGCCAUGUUAGCAAUGCCUUGACCUCCAUUGAGAAGAGAAGCAAUUGAUUACCCAUAGUCCUCUGUAUACCAACCUUUUAUUUCCCUGAAGACUGAAUCCCAUUGGUCGCUGGUUUCCAGCCUAUAAGAAUCUAGUUCCUGUUAUUAUUUCCCAUAUGUCCUAUACUUGCCUCUUUAUGUUUUGGGUGCUCUUCUCUGUCUCUUCUGAGCUCUCACACCCUCUGAUUGACUAGGCUGCAUGCUCAUGGUGUGUCUUAUUAAUAUAAAGUAGGAUUUCAGACACAUUCUAGUUCUCCCCUGUAACUUCUCCAGUUCUUAUCUAAAACAUGAUUUAUGUUGGUGUAUUUAUGCCUCCCAACCUCACACUUCAAUAUUAUAUAAUCAUAGCUUUCUAAAACUUAAAAGGGAUAGAAAGAAGUAGAGACCUGAAAUAUUAAAUAUUCCUAAGACCAGUUGGACUCCUUAAGCCUGCUUUAGGUCAGAAGCCACCUUAGUCCAGACCAAAACCUCUAGGGUUGUUUGUCAAAUAUUCUCUUUCCUGAGUUCUGUAUCCUAUUCAUAGGAUCAUGACCUGCACUGUAGAGCCCUGAGUAAUUUGUACAAUUCUAUAGCUUAUUGAGAGAAGGCAGAAAUAUUUACAGAAACUUCCAGUCCAGAACAUGUUAGUGUUUUCUUCAUUUACCUGUUUGUCUGAAAAAUCUUUUGAUGACCCCCAACAUUAGCCCAAUAAGUAGUGAAGGAAAGGUUCAGAUGGAUGGAUAAUUCAUUCAUUUCCAGAAGUUACAGAUGAAACCCAGGAAUUUGGUCAUUUAAAACUGGUUGCUUUAGGGAGGGGGAAGUCAUAAUUUGGCGGAAAGAUAACCAGAGUUGAGUAAAUUGUUCUUUUGAUCGUAUCUCCUUUAUUUUAUCAUAUCCUCUGUUAUUGAACAUAUCUGGAGAUAAUAUUUUUCCUUUGACUAUGUUUUAAUCUGUUGAAACUUUUUCAGCAGAGUACCAAGAAGGAUAGGCAGUUACAGUGCCAGCAUAGGGUAUAGCCUUCCGGAAGGCAGGUGACUCAGGUAAACAUUGAUAAUGUUCUGAUUUAUACUUGUUGAAAAUGUUAUGCUUGUUCACAUCUGAAUAGAUUCAUUUCCCCUGUGUUGUUUGAAUCACAGACUUUUAAUGGUAAGUGCAGCUUCAUGUUGAUAGUGUACCUAACACAGUAAGAUGUGUUAGUGUCAGUAGCUGUGUUCUUAUAUUGUGUAGAUGUUCUAGAAUUCCAGCUCUAGAGAAAGUAAACAUUAAUAGAAGUAACCACUUAGUAAUACACAGGAUUAACAAUUAUAUAAACCGACACAUGAUUCGGGAAAGGUAUUUAUUCAUAAAUAUUUAUUAAGCACCAUUAUGUGUUAAGGCCAUGUUCUAGGCACAGUGAGGGAUACAAAAGUGAAAAUGGAGGCAUGGUACCUGUACUCAAGGAACUUGAAAUAUCAUAGAGGAGUUAUUAUAGCAAAAGGUAAUGCAAAUUAAUGCAUGUAAGUUACAAAAGUCAAUGACCCAAUCAUGAGAAAAGCACCUUCACUUGCAAAAGAGUUUGUCUAACUUGCCUAAAAUUCUUUAGUUCUGUCUUUCAGACUUCCCUAGUGGCAGGGAAGGUUUAGGCCCAAUCCAUCUCCAAUGGGACAAACUGAUUCUGGUUUAGUCUCCUAUGUCUGGAGUCAAGCUAAGGUGGAAUUUGGGUUCUGCUACCAAUAUUCUUAAUUGUAAAUGGGCUGCUGAGACAUAUAUUAAAUUAACUCACUGAAGUUUGUCUCUGUUCUUUCUGAAGAGACAGAAGGUUCUGCCCACAUUAGACAAGACUCCUUGCAUUUUAUCCUUUUUCAGCUGGAGCAUGAAAGUUCAAACGAAUUAUGUGUCUUUUAUAUCGCAUAGCACUGCCUUUAUGACAAUCCAUAGGAAAAGGCUUUUUUUUAGAUCUCAGUACCAGGGGAAGCAGCUCUGAUCCUAAGCAAAAAGAAAAAAGAAAAGAAAAAAUAUCUUUAAAAAC